Messenger RNA from Pelagomonas calceolata, 1310 nucleotides. The record is from the annotation of a GenBank genome assembly. NCBI's taxonomy places the organism in Eukaryota, Pelagophyceae, Pelagomonadales, Pelagomonadaceae.
CCCAGGCCGUCUGCCAUCGAUCGUGGCUCACUGCCCCACUGCCCAAACGGAGGACGCGGACACGACACUCUUCGAGAAGGCGCGCGUUGCCAGUGGGAGGCUGCCCCUGGCGCCUGCAGCAGCCCAUCACUGAUCGAUAGCCACCGCCUGCACUGGAGGCCAUCUCUGGUCGAGAGCCUCGACGCAGCAGCAUGCUCCAAUUCCGCACCAAGAAGGACGAGGAGGCGGCCCUCCUGCCCACCGAGGCGCCUACCUCCUUACUGGUAGAGGUUCUAUUUUUUGCCAUUGCGUUUACGACGAUCGCGCCCGCGGCUGCUUUGCUAGCACUGGUGUCCGCGAUCACAUCUGCAUAUAGUGACACGGCCUACGUCUACGUCGUGGGCUUCAUUUUUGUAAGCGCACUACCCAUGACGGCGGCGCAGUACGCCGCCGACGCCGCUUUUGACAUACAAUAUGGUCUGCGGACGGCCUCGGUCUUCCGGUUAGUGAUAUCAUGCAUCGUGCAAGGUGUCGCUUGUGUCCUACUGGGAGCAUCAACAGAUUGGCCCAGCUCAUCAACACUAUACGCGUGCUCGGCGUUGAUCGGGUUUGGGGCGUGGACGGCCAACGGAACGCUGAACGCCAUUGCCGCACAGACCGGCGGCCAGGUCUCGCAGGGCCUGGGCAUGCAGGUGUCCUUCCUCGCGUCGUUCUUCGUGAUAUAUCUCGGCAUGGGCUCGUCCGCGUUCCUUUAUGGGGUGUCGUUUCCCGCGGUCGGGUUACUCUGUUCGUUAGUAUUGCUCUCGGACAAUGAUGUGGUCAUCGCUUUAAAUGUGGUCUCUCAUGAACCGAGACGGCGCGAGGAGGGCGAGCGGCCGACCCUCGUCAACUUGUGCGGGAUUGAGUUCUUCGCGAUGGCGUGUUCCGUGAUCGCCCUAGCCGCGAUGUCAGGGUACAGCGACUUGGCGUCGGUGCUGUACGUGGCCUUCAACUCCGGGAAUGUGUUAUCGCGCGGCGUCGUCUCCUGCUUCGCCGUGCCGUCGGAGUACGCUCUUAUAAUAGGCUGCGCUAUACGUACGUUGGUGCUGCCCGCGUUGUUUUUUUCCAGUGAUUUGCCGGCAGGCUUCGAUGUAUAUAUAGCGGUCGGCUUUUGUAUCUACGCCAUCGUGGGCGGCGUGCUGAUCCAGGGCCCGCUGUUGUUGGUACGACGGCUCGACGACGCCGUCGCCGCGGCGCGGACCGUGAACCUCGCCCAGGGCGCGGGGCUGGCCGUCGGCGGGCUGGUGUGCUGCGGCGUAGCGCUGGGGUACGACUACUCGUGAGUAAAACUG